Molecule: messenger RNA, 2899 nt
Organism: Melopsittacus undulatus (budgerigar)
Lineage: Eukaryota; Metazoa; Chordata; Aves; Psittaciformes; Psittaculidae
Gene: MAP7D1
Product: MAP7 domain containing 1
Exons: 17
Coding region: 1-2478 (825 amino acids)
Biological process (GO): microtubule cytoskeleton organization
Cellular component (GO): microtubule cytoskeleton
Source: RefSeq, a predicted model, not a curated record
AUGGAGCCCGCACCCAUCCUGCUCCAUCCGUGGGGCCAGCGCCGGCGGAAGCGGUGCCGCAUCCUCGGGGCCGGUGAUGGUGUCCCCACCACGCCAUCAGGACAGCCCGGCCCCCCCAGCCCUGCAGUCAGUGCCCCCCCCACAUCCCUGCCCGGGCCCCCCCAGCCCCUGACAGAGCACCCCAAAGCAGAGGCAUCCCCCCCCGUCCCCAUCCACACUGCUGCUGCUGCCCCUUGCCCAGCAGAGACCCUGCCCCACGGGAGCAAACCCCCAGCCCCAGCUGCCGGUGCAGGGCCCCCCCCCGAUGCCAAGCCCCCCGUGUGUGGCACAGCCGGGUCCUCAAAGGAUGCCCCCCCCCGGAGCGACCGCCCCACCGCGGCUGCAGCCUCGCCAGCGAGUUCCGCCAGCGCCAGGCCCAAGCAAGAUGCACAGAAAGCACAGGCGAGGCACAAGCAGGCGAAGGAGCGGCGCGAGGAGCGAGCCAAGUACCUGGCGGCCAAGCGGGUGCUGUGGCUGGAGAAGGAGGAGAAGGCCAGGCUGCUGCGGGAGAAGCAGCUGGAGGAGCGGCGCAAGCGGCUGGAGGAGCAGCGCCUGAAGGCAGAGAAGCGCCGAGCGGUGCUGGAGGAGAGGCAGAGGCAGAAGCUGGAGAAGAACAAGGAGCGCUACGAGGCAGCGAUCCAGAGGUCAGCCAAGAAGACGUGGGCAGAGAUCCGGCAGCAGCGGUGGUCCUGGGCUGGAGCCCUGCACCAUGGUUCUCCGGCACACAAGGAUGGUGCGAGCCGGUGCUCGGUGUCCGCUGUAAACCUCCCCAAACACGUGGACUCUAUAAUCAACAAGCGGCUCUCCAAAUCCUCCGCCACCCUCUGGAACUCUCCCAGUAGAAACCGGAGCCUGCAGCUCAGCCCGUGGGAGAGCAGCAUCGUGGACCGGCUCAUGACCCCCACGCUGUCCUUCCUGGCACGCAGCCGCAGUGCAGUGAUGCUGGCCGGGAACGGCAAGGAGCAGGUGCCCGUGUGCCCCCGCUCGGCCUCUGCCAGCCCCCUCAGCCCCUGCCACAACCACCGCCUGCAGCACCGCUGCUGGGACAGGCGGAAGGGCACCACGGCCAGCCCCGACGUGACACCGCGCCGCAGGACUGAGGCCUCGCCGAAGAAGAAGGAGAAGAAGGAGAAGGAUCGGGAGAACGCCAAGGAGCGCAGUGCCCUGUCCCGCGAGCGCAGCCUCAAGAAGCGGCAGACACUGCCAGCACAGCCCCGGCUGCUGCCCGCUGCCGACAGCAGCCCUGGCCCCAAGAACCGUCCCUCAUCCCCUGCCACCCCCAGAACCCGUCCGGCAUCGCCCAGCCCGGCCCUGGGCUCUCCCCACAAGCCGCCCCUGCCCCGCAGCACCCACUCCUCUCCCAAGGUGCGGGCCAGGCCCCGGGAGGAGCGGGGGGAGCAGGAGAGCCAGGCCAAGGUGCGGGACAGGAAGGAGGAGGAGCGGGGCCCGGCCCCUCCGCCCCCCCCCGAGCCCCCCAAGGCUCCCGCAGAGCCAGCAGCAGCCCCCCCGGCCCCUGCAGCCCCCAGCCCCACACCAGGGCCCCCCCCUGGCAGAGCCCCUGCCGGCACCACGGACCGGGAGGAGGCUGCGCGGCUGCUGGCGGAGAAGCGGCGGCAGGCGCGGGAGCAGCGGGAGCGGGAGCAGCGGCUGCAGGAGGAGCAGCAGAGGCGGCUGCAGCAGGAGCGGGAGCAGCGGGAGCAGGAGGAACGGGCACGCACGGAGGCCCUGGCGCGGCAGCGGGAGGAGCAGGAGGAGCGGGAGGCACAGGACAGAGCACGGGCGGAGCGGGAGGAGACGGAGCGGCUGCAGAGACAGAGGGAAGAGGCCGAGGCCAAAGCACGCGAAGAGGCCGAGCGGCAGCGGCUGGAGCGUGAAAAGCACUUCCAGCGUGAGGAGCAGGAGCGGCUGGAGAGGAAGAAGCGCCUGGAGGAGAUCAUGAAGAGGACGCGCAAGUCCGAUGCUGCAGAUGCCAAGAAGAAGGAGGACAAGAAGGUGGUGAAUGGCAAAGCAGCGGAGCAGGACGAUGUCCCAGGCCGGGAGAAGCACGUGGGACCCAUGUCAAAGCAGGAGGAGCUCCCCGAGAUGGAGACACCGAGCGCAGGGACACCGGGGGGGCUGAAGGCCCUGGUGGGUGAAGGGCUGCAGCCAAGCUCCCCAGCCAAGGAGCUGGCAUCCCCGGCCUCGCUGGUGAACGGUGUGCAGCCCGGCAAGCACGAGAACGGCUUCUCGGGCCCGGAGGGCUCCAAGGAGCUGCUGGAGCUCCAGCACAGCAGCAGCCCCGGCAGCAUCAUCCCCUUCGGUGACAAGGAGCCCUUCCUCAAGCAGGCCGUGGUCAAGCCCCCGCAGGUCACAGGUGAGACAUGGGCAGUGUGUGGGGCUGGGGCUGUGCUGCGGCCACCCCAAGCUCCACACCUCCCCUUGCCCGCAGAGGUGCUGUGACCCCAGGAUGUGGCCCCACCGGACCCGUACCUGCUGUCGGAAGGCCCCACUGCUGCCGCUGCCGUGCUGUGGGUGCCGGUGCUGCGGGGACACCGGGUUCCUCUCCUUGUUCUUUGUUCUUAUUGCAGUUUUGGUUCAUUUUCUACAUAUGCACCUUAUCAGACCCCCCCCCCCCCCACCGGAGCCGCCCCAGACGUGUGCUGUAAUAAUGUAGUUAUUUAACUUGCUGGGUACAAUGUAUGUGAAUACUGUAAAUAGAGCUCGGCCAUACACGGGGGCCCGGUCCGGUCCUGCGUGGGGCAGGGGGGUUUGGGGUGCGCAGCCCGGCCCCGCGCAUGCGCCCCCGGAGCUCCCCGUGCCGUUGUGACAGUGUUAUGCAUCCGGACACCCUGUGCCAACAAUAAAGCGGACAUUGCCCUCA